Molecule: messenger RNA, 2429 nt
Organism: Hippocampus zosterae (dwarf seahorse)
Lineage: Eukaryota; Metazoa; Chordata; Actinopteri; Syngnathiformes; Syngnathidae
Gene: smad9
Product: SMAD family member 9
Exons: 10
Coding region: 18-2147 (709 amino acids)
Biological process (GO): BMP signaling pathway; anatomical structure morphogenesis; SMAD protein signal transduction
Cellular component (GO): heteromeric SMAD protein complex
Molecular function (GO): DNA-binding transcription factor activity, RNA polymerase II-specific; RNA polymerase II cis-regulatory region sequence-specific DNA binding; I-SMAD binding
Source: RefSeq, a predicted model, not a curated record
UGCUGUAAACUGUGAAAAUGUCAAACUUGCAGACUGAGCGUCGCCAGCCAAGGCUUGCGUCAUUAACCGGACCAGACCGCCGCGGCACGGCCUCGUUCUGUAUCCUUCCGCCCGCCUUGCCGAUCUCCCCACUUAAGGUGGGAAGGCGGCGGAGGGAUCUGGAGCGCCGGCGCUGCGGUUCCAGCCAGCCUGACGCCGCCGUGGCUGCCGAGUGGCGCUCCGGCUGGAGCCUGCAGGAGCCCUUCAGACUCCAGCGGGCCGGCCCGCCUCCGACCUGCGGCGACAAGUCGGAUGCCCUCCACUCAAAUGCGCGCCCACGCAGUACUAACGCGCACCUUCUCGCUGGCUUCAGUCGCGACUCACCGCGUGGACUACUACGACCAGCUACUACGAAUGCAAACGUGAAGACAGUUUGGCUCCUGGGCGUCUUUCACAAGAGAAAGAGAGAAGCCACAAGAGGACCUUCCUCCUUGUCCUCCUGCCUGGAAAAUCUUCUUACUCCUCACCACCAGCAUCUUCUCACCUUUCUUGACAGGCGUACGGGACUUGGCAGAAUCAUUUGGACAGUACGGCGCUUUUCAUCACUACAUCUUGGCGCAGGUCAAAAGGAUGCGGCAACCCUAGACCGGAAUCAUCUCCAUUCCAAGCAUCAGGAACAAGAAGGGACCAUGAACUCAUCCACGUCCAUCACGUCACUCUUCUCCUUCACCAGCCCGGCGGUGAAACGUCUGCUGGGCUGGAAGCAGGGCGACGAGGAGGAGAAGUGGGCAGAGAAAGCCGUGGACUCUCUGGUGAAGAAGCUCAAGAAGAAGAAAGGCGCCAUGGAGGAGCUGGAGCGGGCCCUCAGUUGCCCCGGACAGCCCAGCAAGUGCGUGACCAUCCCGCGCUCACUCGACGGGAGGCUGCAGGUGUCGCACCGCAAGGGCCUGCCGCACGUCAUCUACUGCCGCGUGUGGCGCUGGCCGGACCUGCAGUCGCACCACGAACUCAAGGCGCUCGACUGUUGCGAGUUUCCCUUCGGCUCCAAGCAGAAGGACAUCUGUGUCAAUCCAUACCACUACCGGCGUGUGGAAACGCCGGUGUUGCCGCCCGUCCUGGUGCCGCGCCACAGCGAGUUCAACCCACAGCACAGCCUGCUGGCCAAGUUCCGCAAUGCAUCUCUGCACAACGAGCCGCUGAUGCCGCAGAACGCCACCUAUCCGGAGUCUUUCCCGCCGCUGCCAGGCUCCUCGUCCUCCUUUUCGUCCUCGUCGCCGUCCUCCUCAUCCCACGGACGCUCGCCCGCCUCGCAGGGCUACCCCGACUCCCCCUGCAGCUCCACCGAGCCGGGUAGCCCGUACCACAUUGCAGAAACUCCCCCUCCACCGUACAGCAUGAUGGAGUCGAACCCACAGGAGGACGUGAAGCCUGGCAACUCCACGGAAAGCACCAAGCUCACCUUCUCCGCGCCGCAUAGAGGCAAGUGCAGCUUCUUCGAGCCUGACCGAUCUCCGGACGUUCCGACACUUUCCGUCCGUCCUCCAGAUUUGCGUCCCGUGUGCUACGAGGAGCCCGAGUACUGGUGCUCCAUCGCCUACUACGAGCUGAACAACCGGGUGGGCGAGACUUUCCACGCGUCGUCACGCAGCGUGCUGGUGGACGGCUUCACCGACCCGUCCAACAACAAAAACCGCUUCUGCCUCGGCUUGCUGUCCAACGUCAACCGCAACUCCACCAUCGAGCACACGCGGCGACACAUCGGCAAAGGCUUGCACUUGUAUUACGUGGGUGGCGAGGUGUACGCCGAGUGCCUGAGCGACAGCAGCGUGUUCGUGCAGAGCCGCAACUGCAACUUCCAGCACGGCUUCCACGCCACCACCGUUUGCAAGAUCCCCAGCGGCUGCAGCCUGAAGAUCUUCAACAACCAGCUCUUUGCGCAGCUGCUCGCCCAGUCCGUCAACCACGGCUUCGAGGUGGUCUACGAGCUCACCAAGAUGUGCACCAUCCGCAUGAGCUUUGUCAAGGGUUGGGGGGCUGAGUACCACCGCCAGGAUGUGACCAGCACCCCCUGCUGGAUCGAAGUGCAUCUACAUGGUCCCCUACAAUGGCUUGACAAGGUCCUCACCCAAAUGGGCUCACCGCACAACCCCAUCUCGUCUGUGUCGUAGAAAACGGGCGGGUGGCUGCGGAAGGCGGCGUUUGUGAUGAGGACGCAAGCCCCUCCAGAAGUUUCCAGGAUGUGGUCCUUGUUUACUGUGAGACUGACUUUCAUUUGGCUUCUGUAUGGCUUUGUUGUUUUCUUGUGCAUCCCUACGGCACUUCAAGACUAUGUAAGCGCUUCUUUGCGAGUUCAAUUUGUCUUUUAAUAUUAUUCUACCGUCCCGACCAAUGUUUGGUUGUACUUAUAUUAAAUGUUUUUUUCGAGGCUAAAAUGGAUUUGAUGUUUUAUU